This is a messenger RNA of Echinostoma caproni, 1741 nucleotides long. Lineage: Eukaryota; Metazoa; Platyhelminthes; Trematoda; Plagiorchiida; Echinostomatidae. The record is from the annotation of a GenBank genome assembly.
AUGGCGACUCUCCGUGCUGGUGUGGAGCGGGUUGCCGCAGCCUACCGAAUGCGAUUGAAGCAAAUGAGUGACUUGCAGCAAAAAGUCAAAUCCUUUCAGUUCAAAAACUCCUACUACAACCAGCUUGGCUUGCUGUACCAUGAUGUGAUUCCUCAUUCGCCACUAAUAGCGGAGGCUGUUCGUCGCCUACCACGGGAAGAAACAGAGGCCCGUGAUUUUCGCAUUGCGCGAGCCUUUCAACUGUCUGCCAAUAAAGCAGUGCUACCCAAGGAACAGUGGACUUCUAUCGAAGACGAUAUUCCCACAAAUAUCUCCCAAUUUCAGACAAUGGCCAUUAAAUCUAUUCACGCUCGGCAAAUUUUUGACAGUCGUGGGAAUCCCACCGUCGAAGUCGACGUCACGACCGCUAAAGGUUUGUUUCGUGCUGCUGUUCCUAGUGGCGCUUCCACUGGUGUCCACGAGGCUUUAGAACUGCGUGACGGUCCUUCAGGGUACAUGGGCAAGGGUGUGCUAAAGGCCGUCUCAAAUGUGAACAACCAAAUUGCCCCAGGUCUUUUGAAAUGCGGUAUUCCUGUGACUGACCAAGCUGGCAUCGAUAACUUCAUGCUGCAAUUGGACGGUACUCCUAACAAAGAAAAGCUCGGAGCAAAUGCAAUUCUUGGUGUAUCUCUGGCAGUCUGCAAAGCGGGGGCAGCAGAAAAGGGACUUCCAUUGUACAAAUACAUCGCAAGCCUGGCUGGAAAUAAUGAUGUGGUGAUGCCCGUACCUUCCUUCAAUGUCAUUAACGGUGGUAGCCAUGCUGGUAACAAAUUGGCCAUGCAGGAGUUCAUGAUCAUGCCAACGGGUGCCAGUUCGUUUGCCGAAGCGAUGAAGAUUGGUAGCGAGGUCUACCACCACCUGAAGGCCGUCAUCAAAGGAAAAUAUGGCCUGGAUGCAUGUAAUGUUGGUGACGAGGGUGGUUUCGCUCCAAACAUUCAGGAUAACUUGGAAGGUCUUGAACUCCUGCGCACUGCGAUUGAAAAGGCCGGAUACACAGGCAAGGUCAAAAUCGCUAUGGAUUCUGCAGCCUCCGAAUUUUACAAGGAAGGCAAAUAUGAUCUAGACUUCAAGAACCCGAAAUCCCCCGCCAGUUCCUGGAUUAGUUCUGAUGCUAUGGCCGACGUGUACAAGAAAAUGAUGUCCACCUAUCCAAUCGUUAGCAUUGAAGAUCCUUUCGACCAAGACGAUUGGCCCGCUUGGACUAAAUUGACAGGAGAGUGCAAAAUUCAGAUUGUGGGAGACGAUUUGACCGUCACUAAUCCGCUGCGUGUGCAAAAGGCUAUUGAUCAGAAAGCUUGCAACUGUCUGCUACUGAAAGUUAAUCAAAUUGGCUCGGUGACUGAAUCUAUUCAGGCUUGUAAAAUGGCCCAGAGUGCUGGUUGGGGUGUCAUGGUUUCUCACCGCUCGGGAGAAACUGAGGACAACUUCAUUGCCGAUCUAGUAGUCGGCUUGCGAACCGGUCAAAUCAAGACGGGUGCCCCGUGCCGUUCUGAGCGUCUUGCCAAAUACAACCAACUGUUGCGUAUCGAGGAGGACCUAGGAAGCGCUGCGAAAUAUGCUGGUGAAAAUUUCCGCCGACCAUGAACUGUCGUUUACUAGCGUUUCCCCCCUCAUUGUUAUCGUGAUCGAUAGUCAUUUCAAAUGGUUAACUUACGUCUAUUGGUUCAUCUAGUCUCUCAAUAAUGCAAUUUAUUCUCCAUGC